Messenger RNA from Octopus bimaculoides (California two-spot octopus), 710 nucleotides. Its product is annotated as stromelysin-2. Gene Ontology annotation, cellular component: extracellular matrix. NCBI's taxonomy places the organism in Eukaryota, Metazoa, Mollusca, Cephalopoda, Octopoda, Octopodidae. Gene Ontology annotation, molecular function: zinc ion binding; metalloendopeptidase activity. Gene Ontology annotation, biological process: collagen catabolic process; extracellular matrix organization; proteolysis. The record is from RefSeq and is a predicted model, not a curated record.
UUACAUUUUCUUUUUUUUUUUUGCAGUUGGAUCCAGCACAUAUCUCUUCGUUGAUAAUCUUUUUGUCAUUGAUGGGUCUACAGGACGCAAGAAAAAGACAAAAAGAGUAUUUCCCGAUGCCCCAAACUCUGUAGAUGCAGCCGUAUUCUCCCAAGAUCUUCACAAAGCAUUGCUAUUCAAGAACAACCAGGUAUGGUCAUAUUCUCUAAGCGGUGGUAAGUUCUACUCAAACUACGGCUACCCCAAAACUCAUCGUGAUGCUGUGUUCAGUAAACCAGACGCUGCCAUGAUCAUGAGAGAUUUUGAACAAAUAGAGCGAGUGUUCGUAUUCAAAAAUGACAGUAUGAGAGAAUGGGUGACAUAUUAUGAACUAUUGACUCCCGAAUCAACUUUGAAGCAUCACGACCUCUUCAUUGGAGUACCAAAACAUGUUGAUGUCAUUCUGUCAGACGGCAAACAAAUCGUUUUCCUUUCAGGUGAAAAAUAUUUCGUCAUGAACUCUGACGACCAAAUUGUCACAGAAUCGGAAAAGGAUAUGGAAAGCUUGCUGGGACCCUGUAAAAAGAUAUCAAAAUAGCUAGUCACGCGUGUUUUCUCUUUCACUUUACCAUGUUCAAGGGACAUAAUUCGUAGAUAAAAAGAGAAUUAAACUUUUUUGUCAAUUUCAACAAAUAUUUGAUGUUAAUUAAUAAUUAAAUCAUUUCAUUGGA